GGGGCCUGGACGCUACGCUCUGCCCCCUACAGUUGGAUACAUGAACCAUGACUUCACCAAACCCAGCAGCCCUGCUUACUCCUUCCACAGCCGCACCAGCAUGGCCACUGCGGACUGCAGCCCAGGACCGAGGUACCACGUCGACGCAAAGGUCACACGCUUUGGCCGAACGGAGACGCCAUCCUACUCCAUUUUGGGCAGAGCAAGGCGCACGGGGAGUAAAGUCGAGCUGUUCCAGACUCCGGGCCCCGGGGCCUACAGCCCAGAAAAGGCUCCACCGCUCAACGCUCAGCGCAGACCUCCGUCCUUCACCAUCGGCGGCCGCACCAGAUACCGCUCCGUGGACGCUAAUCCAGCACCAAACAGCUACAGUCUUCCCAACCUGCUGGGCUGCCAGGUUCCCAACAAACCCUCCAGUUCCAGCUACAGCUUCUCCAGCCGGAGGAAGGUCGGCGCGCCCUCCGAAGAUCUCUCCAUGAGCCCCGGACCGGGAAAGUACAACACCACCCACCCGGAUAUUUACCGCCAGCGGCAGCCCUCCUUCACCAUGCAGAGCCGGACCAAGAGGCCCAGUUACUCCGCGACUGUUCCCGGCCCGGGCGCAUACAGCCCGGAGAAGUUUCAUCUCCAUCUUCCCAGACCCCCCUCGUUCACUCUGGGAGUCAGACACUCCGAAUUCGUCACCCCGCUUGUGGUGGAUGUAGUUGACUGACUGUCCUGGGGA
This is a messenger RNA of Scophthalmus maximus (turbot), 724 nucleotides long. RefSeq names its product outer dense fiber of sperm tails 3-like 2a (gene odf3l2a). The record is from RefSeq and is a predicted model, not a curated record. The coding region runs from base 41 to 712 and encodes 223 amino acids. The transcript is spliced from 4 exons. Lineage: Eukaryota; Metazoa; Chordata; Actinopteri; Pleuronectiformes; Scophthalmidae. Gene Ontology annotation, cellular component: cytoskeleton.